UUUUACUUGUGAUAAAUAAACGAAGCUGACGUCUUCCAUUCCUAUUCUCAAGACAACCAGAAGAAAUAUUCAUAAGCUCUGGUGUCACUGGCAACUCCGAUUUUGAUUUACCAAGAUGACCCCAGUUUGCCCAUUUGUGAAAGCUUCAAGACCUGAUGAUGGGUCACCAAGAAAACCAGGGGAAUGUCCGAUUAAACACGGGGCUGAGCAUGAAGGAGGAGGAAAGGCUAAGAAAGAGUCUAGUGGUGAAUCUGCUACCGUUUCGCCGAAAUGCCCUUUUGGAUAUGAUUCUCAGACAUUUAAAUUGGGACCUCUUAGUUGUAUGAUAUGCCAAGCUCUUCUCUUUGAUUGUAGCAAAUGCGUGCCGUGCUCUCAUGUGUAUUGCAAAGUUUGUAUUUCGCGAUUUAAGGACUGUCCGCUGUGCGGAGCUGAUGUUGAGAAGAUUGAAGCUGACACGGAUCUACAGAGUGUAGUUGAUCGGUUCAUUGAUGGUCAUGCUAGAAUCAAGAGGUCUCAUGUUGACAUGGAUAAAGAGGGGGAAGUAGGUGAGAAUAAAAAAGUGAUAUACGAGGAUGUUUCUUUGGAGAGGGGUGCUUUCUUGGUGCAACAAGCCAUGAGGGCAUUUCGAGCACAGAAUGUGGAAAGUGCAAAAUCAAGACUUAGUCUUUGUGCAGAAGACAUCCGAGGUCGGAUAGAAACAGUGGGCAACACAACGGAAUUGUGUUCGCAGCUUGGAGCAGUGCUGGGAAUGCUUGGGGACUGCUGUCGAGCAGUGGGGGAUGCUGGCUCUGCGGUUACAUACUUCGAAGAGAGUGUAGAAUUCCUAUCAAAAUUGUCUGCAGCUGAUCUGGAGAUAACGCAUACGCAUUCUGUUUCACUUAAUAAAAUUGGAGAUCUCAAAUAUUAUGAUGGAGAUCUGGAGGCUGCAAGAUCUUACUAUAUGCGUUCUCUCAAUGUGCGAUGUGAUGCCAUCAAACAUCAUCCUAGUGUUUCAUCCCAGAGCCUGGAUGUAGCUGUUUCCCUUGCAAAAGUUGCCGAUGCAGACAGGAGUAUUGGUAACGAGGACACUGCACGUGAUAGAUUUCAUGAGGCCAUAAAAUUAUUGGAAUCCUUGACAUUAAAACCAGAAGAAGCUGGUCUUGAGCAACGGCGCCUUUCCGUGCUGGAAUUUCUUAAGAAUCAACUUGCGGAGAAACAGUCUGAUUGAACUUCCUUGAGUCUGAUAUCCUGCAGAAGCGAAUCAAUCAAAACAAAGAUAAAUCUUUUUUUUUUUUCCUGUAUAUAUGCAAAGUUAAUUUCAUUUGUAAUAAGCACAUUCCAUAGAUUCAAAGGCUUUCCGAGAGGCGACAUUACCUGGUCCCUUGGAGCAUGGGAGGUGAGCUUAUCCCACUUCAUCUCUUUUCCACAUGUACCUACUUGGAUUUAGCAUCACUCAAGUAGUGCCUGUAAGUGUCACUGUUACCUGCAUGUGGUCUUCAUGCGAAUUCAUGCACGCUUUGCCUUAUGGUCUUGGAUCAGGUGAUCACUGCUUCUGAUGGUUGUUCCA
Molecule: messenger RNA, 1546 nt
Organism: Populus euphratica (Euphrates poplar)
Lineage: Eukaryota; Viridiplantae; Streptophyta; Magnoliopsida; Malpighiales; Salicaceae
Exons: 8
Coding region: 116-1207 (363 amino acids)
Biological process (GO): protein ubiquitination
Molecular function (GO): protein binding; ubiquitin protein ligase activity
Source: RefSeq, a predicted model, not a curated record